Messenger RNA from Phytophthora nicotianae INRA-310, 1467 nucleotides. RefSeq lists its product as hypothetical. The transcript has 3 exons. NCBI's taxonomy places the organism in Eukaryota, Oomycota, Peronosporomycetes, Peronosporales, Peronosporaceae. The coding region runs from base 1 to 1467 and encodes 488 amino acids. The record is from RefSeq and is a predicted model, not a curated record.
AUGAGUAUGCUACUACCUCGAACGUCGCGUAAUCGGUUCUACGUGGUAUUACUUGCUGUCAACUGUUGGUCUUCCGUCAUCGUCUAUUCUGUUUUAUUCAAGGGUGACGAAGCACGCAAACGGUUCAUGUGCAUCGUUUUGGAUUGUACACUUGAUCUGAUGACUUGCAUGGGUGUUGAGCUCAUGAUUUUACUGAGUUAUGCAAGUGAUUACGUCGUAGAAAUUCGAGGGUUUUGGGGCUUUCUGUGGCAAUAUGACAAGUGGGCGGCGCGAGCUCUCAAUGAGUUUCGAAUGGUGGUCGUUGUCUCAUGGUCAGAUUUGAUAAGUCGCGCCUUCUUUUCGUUUGGGUUGUUCUUGACCACAACUAAUAUGAAGGAGCUGCUGGAAUAUUCACCUCGGAGGAGCAAUCGAGUGGCCAAAUGUACCGACGAACUCGCAAAAGUACACGAGACGGAUCUACCCGGUGCAAACAGCAGUCUCAAUACUGACAAAGUGGUUUCAUCUGCUAUUCGCAGCUUGGGGUCUUGCGGUACUAGGUUUACACAUCCAAGCAUCAGUACAACCAUCACUCCCCCAGUGUCUAAUGCAAGUGAGACCAUGGGCGGCUUCUCGACCAUCCUGCUACCUUGUGGGGAUCGAUUGCCACACCCUGGCGAUCUCUGCCACUGUCCAGAUCUAGAAAUGCCAGAUUCAAUCAGCGAGUUUCAUGGACUUCACGGUAUAAAGGUCUACAACUCAACUAUCCUUGACUGGGGCGAAUCGGCUGCCAUUACGGGUGCAAAUCACCCGGAACUUACAUCUUUGUAUAUCGUUCGUACCAACAUGACCGACGGAAUGUUGCCAGCCGGGUUCCAGUCAGUAGAUUUCCCACAAAACUUGUACGAUAUUGAAUUUUGCGUUACAAAUCUCAACGCUUUACCCGAUGACAUCGACACUAAAUGGCACACCAGCUCAAUACUUAUAAUGGAAUACAGUCAGCUAUUGACUGUUCCUUCGGUGGUUUUACGACUAGAGCCAAUCCAUCUUUCUGUAACUGGCAAUCCGAUUACUGAGAUUCCUCCAGAGGUUUUCGAACUGCCAGGUUUGGUGGAUCUAGGAAUUGGUGGUAUGAAUCUCGACGAACUGCCGCGCGAUGUGACAGCCGUUUCUCCAACGUUGCUCUGGAUACGUCUAGGAUAUACCAACAUUUCAUUCUUCUGGUCGUGGACAGAUCAAGUGGUGGCGAUGGGCUCGCUUAUCAUGGCUACAAAUACUCCGUACUGUCAAGACUUUGAGAGAAUCCAGAGUGGAGCCGCCGAUACCUUCAGUGUCUCUCCUUCUCCAGAGUACUCGUCCGUUCUGAUGGAUCCGUCCGAGGUGAAUUUAGAGGUGAUCCUGACUGCUGUAUACUGUGGCGAGAUGGACCUAUCGAUGUAUUUUCUUCUUGUCGACGACUACUACUUGGCUAUCAGCACUCCACCAACAUAA